Botrytis deweyae is the source of this 291-nucleotide messenger RNA. RefSeq lists its product as uncharacterized. Lineage: Eukaryota; Fungi; Ascomycota; Leotiomycetes; Helotiales; Sclerotiniaceae. The transcript has a single exon. The coding region runs from base 1 to 291 and encodes 96 amino acids. The record is from RefSeq and is a predicted model, not a curated record.
AUGGAUUACGAAAAGGCAGAAAUCGCAGCCUUCAAGUGUGUUGUUGAUACUCUUUAUCUUCGUGGUUCUGAAAAUGGAGAAUUUGGUCAAUUUGUAUUUGACUCGUUCAAGGCCAUUGCAGAGGAGCGUGCAGAUACAUUGUUUGCCGACAAGCCUUUCGGUGCUCUUUUCAACGUCGCUCCUCCUCCUCCUCCUCCUCCUCCUUCUCCAGAGUACGGCCUGCAAGGAAACGUUACAAACGCACCAAAUCCUUACGCUCUCACACCUGCAAAAUUGGAAGCCAGCAAGUAA